UGGGACCUGGUAUCACCUGAGGCAGUUGGAGAGAUACUUGCCCAACUGCUAGCAGAUGAGGAACUGCCUAUGAAGCUGGGAUGUGCUUGAAAAAAUUAUAAAAAAGAGAGUCAUGAAGGCUGUGGUGGGAUGGGAACAGGUGGUGCCACCAACAGAAUGAUGCACUUUUAAAAUCAGCUACUUUGUGGAAGAUGGGAAAUACGCAUAUAAUUUAAAAGAUACUAAGGCUGAAUCUGGCAAUUAUAAAUCAGUGAUCACUGAUAAAAAAUGAUUGGAAAGAUCACUCAAAAUGUAAAGCACAAAGGGUUUAAUGAUAAAUCUAAGAAUGUGCAUAUCAAAGUUUCUGCACAGACAACAGAUGCAGCGAACGAGACAGAACAGAAUGCCACAGGAACAUCAACUAGACCAAAGAAGAUCACAGAGACAACCACGAAGCAUACACUGCCCACACAGUCGAGCACAUUAUCAAAGUACAGCCCAUCUUCAAUUCCUAAAGAACCAGAGGUCUCAAAAAAUCACACUGAACCCAGGCAUGUGAACACAAUCGCUGAAACCACACGAGUACCCAAGACGACUAGCAGACAUGACAUCAGGAUGACCACGGAAACUCUAGGACCCAUCAGGACGGACACCCCCAACAGGACAGACACACCCACUGCAGAACCCCCGGAGGCAAGACAACACUCUAAGCUAGUGACGAUACUCAUCAUUGUCUUUGUAAUCCUUCUUCUUGCUCUCACAUUCUGUCUUUGUUACAUCCGGAUGAAGCUAAAGAAAGAUCAAUUUAACCUCAAAAGAGGAGAUACAAGCGGAGACGAUUCAAGCAUUCCAUUAAAAACUAUUGAAAUGCCAGCCUCAAAAUCAGAUGGAGAAAUGAAAUGAAAUUCCUCUCAGUUCAGAGCAAUUUAACAGCUCCUACAAAAAGAAUGAAUAUGACUGAAUCUUCCGGGAAAUCUGCUUAAUUAGAGAAAAUGGCAUACUCAGUUGUGUAAACUCCUUUAACAGGACAUUUUGUGAAUCAACAAAGCUAGACACAAUAAUUAACAGAGGUUAAUUGUUGCUACUAUUAAUCUUCCCUUAUUCAUUUCCUUCUGUUCCUACUCCACUGUGACCUUGUUAAAAAGCCAAGUUCCCUAAUAUAGGGAUGUCUUCAAAAGGAAAUUACUGUGUUGUAGCUUGACUGAGAAUUUACA
This is a messenger RNA of Alligator sinensis (Chinese alligator), 1193 nucleotides long. RefSeq lists its product as uncharacterized. The transcript has 7 exons. NCBI's taxonomy places the organism in Eukaryota, Metazoa, Chordata, Crocodylia, Alligatoridae. The record is from RefSeq and is a predicted model, not a curated record. The coding region runs from base 268 to 882 and encodes 204 amino acids.